Nyctereutes procyonoides (raccoon dog) is the source of this 1296-nucleotide messenger RNA. It is a transcript of the gene TMEM134, whose product is annotated as transmembrane protein 134. NCBI's taxonomy places the organism in Eukaryota, Metazoa, Chordata, Mammalia, Carnivora, Canidae. Bases 362 to 997 code for a protein of 211 amino acids. The transcript is spliced from 2 exons. The record is from RefSeq and is a predicted model, not a curated record.
AGAAGCAGGCUCCAUGCACCGGGAGCCCGACGUGGGAUUCGAUCCCGGGUCUCCAGGAUCGCGCCCUGAGCCAAAGGCAGGCGCCAAACCGCUGCGCCACCCAGGGAUCCCGAUCAGAUAGAUUUUAAAAGAUCACUUUGGCUGCUGAGUGGAGACUGGAUCGGAGGAAUGGAAGCCACAUAAGCUUUCUGGGCCUCAGUGUUUUCAGUCUCCACAUCUGCAGUGGUGAGAAUACCCAUCCCGCGCAGAUCUGCGGUGAGUCUGGGAGGGGACACAGUCUGGUCCCAGGGGUCUCCUUGGCUCUCUAGGCGCGGGAUGGGACGCAGAAGGCCCCGUCUCAGGCUGGGAGCCUGACCCCCAGAUGCCCUCCAAGCCCGAAACACAGACCGACGGAUUGCCUCCGAGUGCUGCGCGCAGGCGGCCGCUAGGAGGCGCCCGGGCCCCCGUGCUGUCCCCAAAGGAGGCCCCUCCCACUGCCCCCCUCGGCGCUCGGCAACUCGGGCCUGCCGAGAGGGGGCGGGGCCGUUACGUGAGGGCGGAGCUUCGGCCUGGGCGCCGGGCAGCCGCGCUCCCAAGACUGCGCCCCGGGGCGGGUCCUGCGUGCGGGGGCGGGACCGUGGCGCUCCGGGCGAGCGGGCGCGGAUGGCGGCGGCGAGGGGCGCCUGAGCGGGCCGGGGCCAUGAGCGCCGCCCGGCCCCAGUUCAGCAUCGAUGACGCCUUCGAGCUGUCCCUGGAGGACGCGGGCCCGGGGCCCGAAUUCAGCGGAGUCGCCCGCUUCGGGCCGCUGCACUUCGAGCGCCGGGCCCGGUUCGAGGUGGCCGACGAGGACAAGCAGUCCCGGCUGCGCUACCAGAGGACUUCCACCAACUCUAGGAUCCUUUCCUUGGGAGACCUGUACCGGAUUCCUGUGCCCCAAACCUGGAAACCAUGGGCUUCUGCCUUUCCUUGGCACCCCAAAUCCGGAGCCUCCAACUGGGCCUCUGAAAUACCAUUCUGAAAGCUCCACCCUGACUCCCAAACUUGAGAGAACUCCUGGCUUGGGACCCAUGCUAGGAGCCCUCAAACAGCCCCUGUGGCUCCUGCCAACCCCCAGCCCCCUAAGCCCCCAGCCCCCACCUCCUACCUGGGUUUCGGUUUCUGUGAAUCAUCAAACCCGUUUUGCGGGGAGGGUGGAGGGCCAGGUGAGCAGCUGUCAGGCAGCCAGGCAAACAGCUGUGUGGCAUUGCUUUCCUCCUCUCCCUGAGAGGGGAGUGGGAAGGGCCUGGGCCCAAUCACCCCUCUGAGCCCUGUGUUCUG